Macrosiphum euphorbiae (potato aphid) is the source of this 396-nucleotide messenger RNA. The record is from the annotation of a GenBank genome assembly. NCBI's taxonomy places the organism in Eukaryota, Metazoa, Arthropoda, Insecta, Hemiptera, Aphididae.
AUGUUUCUGCAGUCGUACUCCGCCGUGGCCGUCUUUGCUUUCGCGAUUCUGUUGAAUAUCUUCUACUUGUACUCACCCGCCGAAUCAUCCGAAGACGGCUGGUUGUUCCCGACGUGCGAGUUAUGUCUUAAGUCGGAUUGUCACGUCAAGAGGAAAAGGCCGUGCUUCACCACAUUCGACGUUGAUUUCAAUUUCACAUGUUUUACGUGUGACCCCGAAAAUCUCAACCCACAGUUCUAUUCCUACUUGGAAUGCUUGCAAGGCUGCACGGACAUGUUGAAGACCUGCGUUUGUUCCGGAGCGUGUUACAUGUGUGUCAUAAAGGAGGGUUCCGAAUUGUUUGAUUUCAAGGAUUGCACCGUAUCAGUCAAGGAGAAGAAACCAACGUGCGUGUAA